AUGCACCGCUCGUAUUCUUUGGUCACAAUACGGGCAGCUAAGCGCCUCACUCCUCCCCCACUGCAUUCUGAUAGUUCACUUUGCCAUGUAUUAUUGAUUGUUACAUUAUCUAGAGUAUAG
Messenger RNA from Blumeria graminis f. sp. triticale, 120 nucleotides. Lineage: Eukaryota; Fungi; Ascomycota; Leotiomycetes; Helotiales; Erysiphaceae. The record is from the annotation of a GenBank genome assembly.